ACGCCCAGCUCGGCCCAGCCGCCGCUGCAAUUCCUCCACUCUCCGUCCAGCAACGGCGCAGCAGCAAGGCAGCCAUGGCGACGGCGGCGGCGCAGGCGCUCCCGGCAUCGAUGGACGCGCGCGGGUGGGACGAGGCAUCGUACCGCCGUGGCAUCCUACGUGCUCGCGACUUCUCGUCGCGCACCCUCUUCCGCGCCGUCUUCUUCGACCAGAGCGACGACUCGGACUCCGACGUCCUCCUCGCCGCCGCCUCCAGCGAUGGAUCCCUCGCCUCCUUCUCCCUUUCAUCCUGCAUGUCCGCCGCUUCCGCCUCCUCCCAGGCGGAGGCUGCCGUCACGCUGGUUGAUCCCGUCUGCAUCGUGCAGGCGCACAGCGGCCCUGCCUACGAUGUCAGGUUCUAUCCCGAUCCGCAGCAACCGCUGCUCUUCAGCUGUGGGGAUGACGGACGCAUCCGUGGCUGGAGAUGGCACGAGAUGCAGAGCUGCCUUGUCCCGCUGUCCCUGCAAGGAGAUCAUCUGGAACCAGCACUUGACUUGGUCAACCCUCAGCACGAGGGUCCUUGGGGCUCUCGCUCUCCAAUACCUGAAAACAAUGCCAUUGCAAUUAAUAAACAGGAUGGAUCCAUUUUCGCAGCAGCGGGUGAUGCGUGCGCUUACUGCUGGGAUGUGGAGACUGGUAAAUGUAAAAUGACAUUCAAGGGGCAUACUGACUAUUUGCACAGUGUUGCAAUUCGUGAGUCAAACCGCCAGGUGGUAACAGGAUCAGAGGAUGGAACAGCCCGUAUUUGGGAUUGCAGAAGUGGGAAGUGUACUCAGGUUGUACAUCCAGUAAAGAAGAAGGCAUUUGAAAGCUCAUGGGUCAGUUGUGUUGCCAUUGAUGCAAGUGAAAGUUGGCUGGCUUGUGGCACGUCUAAUGGUAUAUCAAUUUGGAGUCUUCUCUCAAAUGAGUGCAUCUUUAAUUUGGACUGUCAUGCCCCUGUUCAAGACUUACUGUUUGAUAAGAACCAAAUUUUGGCAGUUGGUGCUGAACCUGUGCUCUCCCGUUUCACAAUAAACGGGACAGUUCUUUCGCAAAUAAAAUGUGCUCCUCAGUCGGCAUUCUCCAUCUCCAUCCAUUCAUCUGGGAUGGCAGCUGUUGCUGGAUACGGAGGCCUGGUGGAUGUGAUCUCAGAACUUGGGAGCCAUCUGUGCACAUUCGGUAGCAGGGGCCUUGACAAGUAAAUUAUCCGUGAGAAACGACCCUCUCCGAACGUUGCGAGAAUGCAACUUCCACAAUCACGUUGAGCUUUGUUGUGGAAUGUGAUGGCUGUAUUUUUUGCGCUGCUCUUGCGCUUGUUUCGUUCAAUGUUGUGUAUGACAAUGCACUACUGACCAAGAUGGUCCCUAGACAGUAAAUAGAUGCUAGCAGCUCGUGGAAAUGCGGAAAAGAUCCAUUCUGGUUCU
Panicum hallii is the source of this 1442-nucleotide messenger RNA. Its product is annotated as THO complex subunit 6. The transcript is spliced from 12 exons. Bases 75 to 1220 code for a protein of 381 amino acids. Gene Ontology annotation, cellular component: transcription export complex; THO complex. NCBI's taxonomy places the organism in Eukaryota, Viridiplantae, Streptophyta, Magnoliopsida, Poales, Poaceae. Gene Ontology annotation, molecular function: protein binding. The record is from RefSeq and is a predicted model, not a curated record. Gene Ontology annotation, biological process: mRNA export from nucleus.